Molecule: messenger RNA, 10192 nt
Organism: Ruditapes philippinarum (Manila clam)
Lineage: Eukaryota; Metazoa; Mollusca; Bivalvia; Venerida; Veneridae
Product: small subunit processome component 20 homolog
Exons: 57
Coding region: 157-8925 (2922 amino acids)
Cellular component (GO): 90S preribosome; nucleolus; small-subunit processome
Source: RefSeq, a predicted model, not a curated record
CAUGAAGGAUUACACAUGUCAACUUCCGGAAAGCAUGGAAAACAAACUGAAUUCGACGUUUCUUAAAUAAAUAAUGUUUAAAAGAUAUAUUGUUGUAACAGUAAAUAUAGAAGUGACGGAGAUUAUUAUUCAAUAGAUCUGUAAUUAGUACCAACCAUGGGGAAGUCAGGACAUCACAAGAAAGAGAAUACUUUUAGGUUUCAAACCUUUUCUGAAAGGAUAACCAAUAUAAAUAUUGAUGUCAUUCAUCAGAUACGACACCAUGAUGACACUCCUGAGGAAACUUUAUCAUACUUUGGAGAAGCUCUGCACAAACAGUCAGAACUCAACUGUACAGAUCACUUUGCUCAUUUCAAGAAAGAGAUUUCAGAUCAGGUUCAGACAUUUGCUCAGCUUGUCUACCAUGAGGAAAACAUUGUAUCUGCCCUUAAGAAGCAUCUUCUUGUCCCAAACAGCAUGGCCCUGCCAGCUAUUCUAGAUUUGUUAGUGCAAUUAGCUAGAGACUUACAAACAGAUUUUUACAAGCAUUUCCACGAGUUCUUUGAUAUUCUAGUAACUCUAUUGAAUACAUACAGCAAGGAUGUUGAAGUUCUGGAGAGCACGUUCACCUGUCUGUCAUACAUCUUCAAGUUUCUAUGGAGAUACCUGCUGAAAGAUAUACAACUUGUAUACAGAUAUUUUUCAUCUCUGCUUAGUAAACAGUACAAAGAAUAUGUUCGAAACUUUGCUGCUGAAAGUUUUGCAUUUCUCAUGAGAAAGUCAAAAGAUCCUUCAGCUUUGUUUGACUUCUUGUUUUCUACUCUAGAGGAGGAGCCAGAUAAAGCUGAGGGCCUUGGAAGACUGCUGUUUGAAAUGAUGAAAGGAGUAAAGGAACAGUUCCAUAGCUGUACAGAGAAGGUUUUUCCUAUACUGUUGAGGAAGCUGGGGCCAGGGGAGAAACAACAUGUAUUACCAUGGCAACAGGUGGAGGUUUCUAUGACAACAUUGAUUGUUUCUAUGGCAGGUCAUUCCAACAGGGAGCACAUGGCACAGAUCUUAGAUUUGCUAUUGUCAUCUAUAAGUGAGACCUACAGUAGGUUUGACAAUAAGAAGAAAAUCUCAGAGAAACUUAAGGUAACAGACACCCUGGAGAGGCAGUUAAGGUUGUUGAAAACCUUGGUGGAAUAUAACAAUGGGAAAUUGAUAACUAAGCCUGACAACAUAGCAAAGGUUUUGAUAGAGAUUGUAAGGGGACCCAGUCUACCAGAAUCAACUGGGCUGGUUAUACUAGAUAUGUCAGGAUGUCUUCUGAUAACCAGUCACUCUAAACUUGAGAUUGAGAACACAUCUAAACUUUUACCUGCAGUAUUUAAGACCAGUUAUCCAGUGGGUAUGAUAUAUGACUUUACACGGAGGCUGUUCGACCUGGCCCUAUUUGAGAAAGAUGUGCUACCGUCCCUACUCAAGUACUGUGAUAAUUGUAUGACAGGAAGUGACAUCAUACAGGAGCAGACAUUGUUAUUGAUAACUCAAUUAUUGCUGAAUAAAUGUCCCCUGCCUGCUGAUGGCAGCCAGAUAGACCAAAUGGAAACAUAUAUGUUGGACUUUGGAACAGGGUCAUUAAAGAACAACUUUCCAGGGUAUAUUUCAAAGUGUUUAGAAGUAAGUUUUGAAACAGGUAACUUUACAAGUGUGACAAAGAUUUGGGCAGCUCUAGUUUGUGUGCCUCAUGUCAGGCCUUUAAAAGAAAAAGGAAAACAUUUAGAGAUGCUGUCUAAGUUGAUCCAAGAAUUAAUGAACAGUGAAGUUGAUGUUAUUGAAGAUAGAGAAAAUACUGAAUUCCUGGCAAGCCAGGUCCUGGUUUCUAUGGUGACGAUGACAGAUGAUACAGACUUGUUUGAGCAUGUACCUCUAGACACUGUCAUCAAAUGUGUAUGUAACAAAAGCAAAAGUGUUCAUAUACUGAGGCUGGUAGAUAUAUACUUCACACAUGCAGUAAACACCAAGUAUGAGGAUGUUCUAAGUGCUGAUAUCUUACUGAAAAUAUUCCCUAUUCUACAAGAAAACCUCUCCUCUCCUCACUCACUGGUGCGUUUACAUACAUUGAGAAUAUUUUCAAGCUUUGAUCUGCCUUUACCACCAAAUGAUUUUGAAGUGUUGGAUGUAUUCAAAAUUUGUCUGUGUGCAGAGACCACUCCAGCAAAUGUGCACGAAUAUCGUGAGAAACUUCGGCACCUUCAGAAAUUAGACUAUACAACAGUACAGAACAGUAUACCUGCUGGACCAUUCAGUCAGGUUCCCUUGAGAUAUUUGAUAGGAAGCCUGUUUGUGAAGUUUAAACUGUUGUGGGAACCAAUCAGAACACUGAUUUCCAGUCAUGCUCACAAUAUGGAGAGAGAUGUAUUCUGGGAAAUUUAUUCUGUCCAGUUAGAGGUGGCCUCAACUAAAGCAGAAGAAGAGUUGUUUUGCAAUGUACAUUCAAAGAAGACAGAAGUAGGUGAUGAACAAAUUGACAGUGUAGAAUCAAUGUUCAAGCACUCUGUACAAGAGCUGAACGGCAGUGAAGAAAUUUCUCCAAGUUACAGUAACUUUAGAGUACAAUUGUGGAAAACUAUGCAUGAAUUCCCAGAGAAGUGCUCAUCAAAAUCUAGAGUCUUUGUUCCUUUGUUAUUUAGAUUUCUGUCAAAUGAGUACUAUCUGACCGAUUUAAGUGUUGCUCCAAGUCAGAAUGUCCUGAAGAAAACACAAGAUCCUGAUGAUAUGGACACAGAUGAAACUGGGGCAAUAGAUUCAAUUAACAUUUCAAAAGAGUCAUAUAGAAAAGCUAAAGAUGGAAAUGAAAGUGAAUCUGAUGACUCUAGUGAUGAGGAUAUAGAAAAUGUAAAGCCAAAUACCAGAAAUAGAACGAGGAAGAUUAAAAUGGAUGGAACUGAAGAUAACGGUAACAGUGAAAGUAUUCAUAGAGUUAGAACUAGAAGUCAAUGUAGUGUUGAUGGUGAGCUUCAUGAAUCUAAGGAAACAAGUAGAAAAUUAAGAACUAGAGAUAGAAAACAUAGUGAUGUAGAAGAAUCUGAUCUUGAUUCAAGUAAAUCAGUGAAAAAGGGAAACCUGACUAGAAUAAGAACUAGAAGUAUGGGAGAUAGUGAAAGUGAGAUAAAAGUAGAUAAAUUGAAGGAUAAAGUUGAUAAGUCUAAGAAAGCUAGUCCUGUCAGAAGAAUGAGGACCAGAUCUUCUAAACUGGAUUCCAGUGAUGAAGAAAUGUUUAAUGAUGAAGAUGAUGAUAGUGAUGAUGAUGAAGGUGAUGAGGAGGAAAGGAUGAAUGAGGAAGAAGAAAGUGAUGGUGAUGUAGAAAUGAAUGAAGUGGAUGACAAACGUAAAGGAAAGAAAAGAUUAAGUGCAAUACAUGAAAGUGAAGAUGAAAUGGAAAUUGAUGAGGCGGAGAAUGAUAAUUUAGAUGUUGAUAAACACGCUGAUGAAGGAAAGAAUAAGAAAGUUGGAAGGAAAGGUGAUAAAUCAAGUAAGCAAGAUGAAGGUAUAGCUGUUGUUAAGAAGCAGAGGAAAGCUGCAGCAGGAUCUCUGUUAGUUCAACUGGAGUUGUUUGCAAAAUUUAAGGAUCCAAAGUCAAUGUACAUGGAACCUCAACUAAGACAGCUUUAUUUUGAUUUGCUAAUUCACAAAGAUGCAGAUGUACAGCGGACAGCCUUUCAGUGUAUUUUAACCUACAAGUUUAAGUACCUUACACCAUAUAGGGAUAACUUCAACAGACUUCUAGAGGAUAAGUCAUUCAAGAAUGAGAUUGUACUGUUCAGUAUAGACCAUGAGAACAGUGUUAUAGAUAAGGAUCAUAGAGCCGAGGUGCUCCCUAUACUGAUGAGAAUAUUAUAUGGAAAGAUGCAAGUAAAGACGGGGAAGGGAACAGCUGGUAAACAGUUCAGCAAGAUUCGACAGUCUAUUGUAUUACGUUUCCUGAACGGCUGUCAGAACGAAGAAUUGAAAAUAUUCAUCGACUUGGUGUUUGCUCCAUGUCAGCAGUUUAUAACUGAUAACCCCUAUAAGAUGGCACUCGAUCUCAAAGAACAUACAGAUUUAACCAACGUAUUACCUGUGAAAAAAAUGCAAGGGGCCUUGAAUUCAAUAGAUAUGAUCUUUAAGAAGCUAGGUCACUUGAUGGAUUCUUUCUUGCCUAGUAUUAUACAGAUGAUAGUUGGACUGGGUACACUUUGUUCUGUUCUGCUGGAGAACAGAGAUAGACUGGUACCACAUGUGAUAAAUCCACUCAAGGAUAUUAGACAAAAUUCUAUUUAUAGAAUGAUUCAGAUACUGGAAGAUUAUGACAAGUAUCCAUGGAGACCAGUUGAGUUGGAUGCCAUGUUUGAGGCUCUGGUUUGGCCGCAGCUAGAUAAACUAUCCUAUGAGGGCCUCUACCAUCCUACACCACUGCUGAAAUUACUCAUACAAUGCUCCAAACAUCCAAGGUAUUUUUCACUGCUGGGAAAGCAUCACAAGGACAGUGUAGAGUUGUCUCCCUUGCCACAAGUGAUGAAGCUUCUGCUGAAGAAAUCUGUAUCAAGUCAUGUGACCAGCUCUAUCAUGGAGAUGGUUUACAAUCUUCUGGAGGAGAUUGAUGAAGAGGAAGAUAUCAAGGUCAUUGAGGUCAAUCACAUGAUACACCUAUCAUCUGCUGAAAAUGUGAAAGAGAGUGAUAUUGGUAUACGACUGUUAUUGCCACAUAUUCCUGAUAUUCUUCUGUACAUAGAAUCCUUUGUUUCCACUUUAAAUACAAAACUUCAUAAGAAAAGCAAGAUCUCUGGCAAAGAACUGGACAUUCUUUCAAGAGUCAGCAGUUUUGUGAAAGAUGAGGAAAUUAGUGCCACACUUGUUGAUCUACUACUACCUUUCUUGAAUCCCAAAUACUCUAAACCUCAGAAAGUAGAAGAGGAUAUACUGACAAGCAUUAUGAAUUUAUUGAAGCGUAUCUCAGACAGGAUGCAGUUCUUCAAGCCUAUAAGUAAACUGUUUGCCUUGUUGCCACAGCGACCAUCCAGGCUUCUACUUACAGAGGCCUUUAUGGUAAUAUGUGAAGUUGAAGAAGAUCUUAAACCUCUUGGUGUUAUUGUACAACAGUUGAAUUCUUGGGAUCGUACACGCAUGGAUGAACCUGAUUACAUGCUGCGACUGGAAGGUUAUAGGUCAGCCAAUGGUCUGUUGAAGGGUAUGGUUGCCAUGGAUACUAGGAUCUGCCUAACACUGAUAUAUAAUUGCUGUUUCUUUAUAUCUACAGUAGAAGAUAUGUCUCUGAGGGACAGUUCCACCUUGUGUAUGGUAACCAUGGUGAAGCAGUUUGGUGAAGUUCCAUUUGAUGAGGAGGUGUAUAAAAAAGUUAUAAUCUUAACCUUGUUACACCAAGUGAAGACAGGAUUCAGGAGCAAGAAACAGACUGUGUUCCAUGAGUUUGUGACUAUAUUAGCUACAAUGGUUGAUAUAUUUGGUGACCAGGCUACAUUUACUGAUCUCAAGCCUCUACGUGACAAAGAUAUUGAGGCAGACUUUUAUGAGAAUAUAAAACAUAUUCAGGUUUACAAAAGAUCCAGAGCUCUACGACGCCUUAUCAAGUACCUCUACUCCAACAAAGUGAAUCAUGACACCUUGACCAACAUCUUCCUACCAAUGGUGUCCAGUUUCCUUAUAGACGACAUAUAUAAGAAACAUCCCACAGUUCUAGAUGCAGCUAUAGAUGGUAUAGGAACUAUAUGUAAACUGUUGCCAUGGAAAUCUUACCUCAACCAGCUCAGACAUUAUCUUAUCUUGUUGUCAAGGAAACUGGAAAAACAGAAGCUUCUAGUCAGGGUAAUUGUGUCAGUCUUGGACAACUUCCAUUUUGACUUGAGAAAUUCAACACUAAAUUGGAAAAAGACACCAGUGCCAAAAGUAGAGAGGGAACCAGAAGAGCAAAAAGACCUGAAACCAGAAGAUGUAGAUAAGGAUAAAGAAAAAGAAGAAGUAGAUACAGAUAAGAUUGAGGAGGCUGAGGAGCCUGUGGUAGAGAUUAAUGAGGAAGAGGAGAGCACUGUGGUAGAAGAGGAUAAAGGGAAGCAAAUCUGCUCAGAACCACUGGCUACUAAAAUACAUGGAACUAUUUUGAAAAGUGUUAUACAUCAGCUUCAUAGAAUUCUGGUACAGAAGGCACGGAGUGAUGGGGAACAUAAAGUGGUGAAAUCUAAGUAUGCAGAAGAUGAAGAAAUCCUUAGAGUGCCUAUAUCACUAGCCAUGGUGAAGUUAUUACAGAAUCUUCCGAGAGGAGCUCUCGGCAGAUAUCUUCCUGGGGUUUUGCUGAAAGUUUGUAACUUUCUCAAGUCGAGGUCAAUUGAGAUCAGAAACACGUCACGUGACACGCUAGUCAAGAUACAGAUGACGCUUGGUCCACGAUUCUUCCCGUUUAUCCUAUCAGAGCUUCGUGGAACACUGAGACGUGGAUACCAGAGACCUGUUGUGUUACAAGUAUUGAAUGAGGAGAUAUUUGGAGAAGUAUCUGACGAGAAAGAUGUCGAAGGGAUUAAAGCGAAGGUGUUUGAAGCUAGGAGCAGUAAAAGUUACGAGUCUUAUGAGUUUAUUGCACGAUAUAUCAGUCCAGGGUCUUUGAUGAAAUUAUUAGACCCCAUUAAAAAGAUUUUAGAUUCUACCAGUAGCCACAAGUCUGCCAGGAAGGUACAGGAAUUGUUGAAACGUGUUACAGCUGGUCUCCUUGACAACAAGACUGUUACCACGGAGACCCUUCUUAUAUUUGUUCAUAGUUUAACAACACAGAAUUUACCUAUGCUGUCAGAGGAAAAGCCGGCACCAAAGGUUGAAAAGACAGAGAGUCGGCCCGGUAAACAGCCACAAAGUUGUCUCCUCAUACCUAAAGCUGCUCCUCGUGGUGGUCUGAAACCUAAAGCCCACAAGAAAACAAAUAUACAUGUGCUUGUAGAGUUCGGAUUACAACUUCUAAGUAUGUGUUUAAAGAAGCAGAAAAUUGUAAAGUCAGACAGUACUCACAUUCAGAUGUUAGAUCCACUAGUGCCAAUGUUAGCUGACUGUUUAUUUUCCAAAUAUGUUAUGGUGAAUGCAUACAGUUUGAGAGUAUUAUGUAAGAUUUUGAAAUUCCCGAUCCCGUCAUUAAAGAAACGCAUGUCAAGGAUUUCCAGUGGAAUGUUUAUACUUCUCCGGAAUUAUGCUUCUGCUGGUGCUGCUAGGGGAGAUAAUCUGGAGCUGGUCUCCAUGUUGUUUAAGGCUGUCACAGUGUUGGUAAGAGAAGUGAAGUAUUACAAAAUUAAAUCUGACCAGCUUCAAGUGUUGCUGACUUUCUGUGAGGAAGACAUUCAUGAUUUCAGCAGACAGAGUACAGCUUUCUCUUUGCUCAAGGGAAUAUUGUCUCGUAAACUUGAUGUACCAGAGAUCCACGAGCUAAUGAAGAAAGUUGAAGAAAUGUCAAUCUCUGCCGAAACAGCCCAUGUCCAAAGGGAAUGUAGGCAGGCCAUGAUGCAGUAUUUAUUAGAUUAUUCACAUGGUAAGAAGAUUAAGGAUCACCUUCAGUUUUACGUCUCCAAUUUAACCUUUGAACUGGAGAGUGGUCGAGAAUCAGCUCUAGAAAUGUUAGCCUCCUUCUUCACGUCAUUUCCACAGAAUUUGCUAGCAGAAUACUCAGGUUUAUUCUUUGUUCCCAUGGCAGCCUGCUUAGCCAAUGACGAGUCUGUAAAAUGCAGGAAGUUAAUCGCCUUAGCUAUAAAGACGUUAUUGGGAAAACUUGACCAUAAUGCUAGAACUGGCCUGUUUACCAUAGCGAUGAAAUGGUUUAUGGAUGAGAAGUUAAGACACAGGAGUUUAGCUGCCCAACUAUGUGGACUGUUUGUAGAAGUAGAGAGUGCACAGUUUGAGUCUAGAUUGUCCGACACUCUACCUGUGAUAGAACAGCAACUUGAGCCUGGCAAAUAUAAACAGGCGGAAGAAGCAUCACUGGAACAUGACCAAGAUUUAAUGAUAUAUCACACGUUGAAUACCUUACUGAAAAUACUGCGUGAAUGUAGUCAGGUUGUAACGAGUCCUAAAUGGGAGUCUAGCAUGAAUGUUAUAUGGGAGCAUGUAGAGUCAUAUCUUAGUUAUGCUCACAUCUGGGUACAGCUGGCUGCUGCUCAAUUGUUUGGACUAUUGUUUGCUGCUUGGCAACCUGAACAGUUGGUUACUAUGGAAACCAAAACAUCUACUCAGUAUAUAACUACAGACACAUAUAAGAAGUUGAGAACUUUAGCCAAUGAUUUCUUAGCACAGUUACAGUCUGAGCUUCUAAAUGAUGAACUUGCUAACCAGGUAAUUAAGAACAUGAUAUUCUUAAUGAAAUGUGCAAGGCAAAUGGCCAAGGUAGAGCAAGAGAGAGGGGACAUAGAGGAGGACGAGGAGAAGGAGAAAGGUCUAUCUGUGGUCUGGUUGGUUAGGAAGAUGGUGAGAGAAGCAAAUCAUGAGGCAAUAAAUAACAACAAGAUGAUAAUUAAGAGGAUUCAUGUAUUCAAGUGGCUGGCAGCUGUGUCAGUGGAUAUGGGAGAUAAUAUGGAAACAAAUGUAUUAAACUCAAUGUUACCUCCCCUGCAGAGAGAACUGAAUGACCAGUCCAUGUAUCAGGAUGCUAGUUUGAGAAGUUUAGCUCAAGAAGUUGUUGACUUGUUGAAGAAGACUGUCGGGGUAGAGAAGUUCACAGGUUCCUAUGCCAGCACACAGAAAGUGAGAGCUGAGAGAAGAGAUGAGAGGAAACGACAGAGAGCAUUUCAGGCUGUUGCUAAUCCAGAGCUGCAUGCAAAGAGAAAGUUGAAAAAGAAUUUGAACAAGAUUGAGGCCAAAAAGAGGAAAAUAGAACAAUAUAAACCUUCUAAGAAGGCAAAGAAGAGGAAAUACCAAGAAUUUGCUAUCACUGACUAAAGUUUAAAUUUUGACCUUUGAUUCGUCUAAAUGUGAUUUUAGAUAUUUAUGUAAUUAUAUGCCUAAAUGCAGUUAACAAAUUUCAAAGUCUUUUAAAACUUUAGGGUUCAGCAAGUAAAAAUAAAAUGAACUUUAAGCAAAAAUGUAUUCUGUGUUUAAUAAAGAACCUGUCGUAAAUCUUUAAACAAUAGACAUUAUGAUAUUUACAUUAACUUAAACAAAGGACAGUUUUAAAUUCAAAGCAGGGCAAUGUGUUUGCACUGACUUUCCUUAACCCAACAAUGGACAGUUCUGAUCUCAAAACAGGGCAAGUGUUUUCCACUGAAAUUCCUAAAACCAACAAUGGACAGUUUUGAAUUUAAAGCUGGCCAAGUGUUCUGCACUAAAAUUCAUUUAACUAAACAAUGACCAGUUUUGAAUAAAAGCAAAUCUUUAAACAAUAGACAUUAUGAUAUUUAUAUUAACUUAAACAAAAGACAGUUUUAAAUUCAAAGCAGGGCAAUGUGUUUUGCACUGAAAUUCCUUGAACCAACAAUUGACAGUUUUGAAGCUGGCCAAGUGUUUUGCACUAAAAUUCAUUUAACCAAACAAUGGACAAUUUUGAAUGAAAGCAGAGCAAGUGUUUUGCACUGAAAUUCCUUGAACCAACAAUGGGCAGUUAUGAAUACAAAGCAGGGCAGUUGUUAAACACAGAUUUUGGAGGAUUAGGGUAUAUCUGAUUCUGUUGUUCUGUUUUUUUAGAGUUAUUACCCUUGACUUAGUAAAUAUUUGCAAUUUUCAACUUUUGUCACAUGUAGCUCAAAAGUAUUUGACCUAGAGUCAUGAAACUGUACAGAAAUGUUGAUCAGCAUGGGUAGUUGUGAACCUUGGUAUUUUCAUGUAGAUAUGUUUGGUAUUUUUAGAGUUAUUGCCCUUGACUUUGUAAAAAUUUACGAUUUUCAACUUGUGUCGCAUGUAACUCAAAAAGAAUUUGAUCUAGUGUCAUGAAACUUUACAGGAAUGUUGCUUAGCAUGUGAAGUUGUGCACCUGGGGUUUCACUUGUGGAUUUAUUGCCCCUUGACUUAGUGAAAACCGUUCCAUUACCUUGUGUUAUUAGUUUUGAAUACAAAGCAGGGCAGGUGUUAAACACAGAUUUUGGAGGGUAAGGGUAUAUCUUAAGUAUGUUUGAUCAUUAAAUACUUUGUCAAUUUAAUAUAAUCAUGAAUUUUUGAAAUCUUUGUAUAUAUGACUUGCUUGUUAAUGAGGAAUAAAAAUUAUUGAUUGAAA